AUUCAACAGGCAGGUAUUAAUUGGCAUUCUCUUAGAGUACGUACGAUAGAUACUUAAGUUCGAUGUCUGGUUUAAGGAAAGUAUCUUACAAACGGUUUUUAUUACCUAUUUUUAACGUAAAUAGAAAAUGUUAUGGUACCGAUUCGGUUUCAUUUAGUGGAAUUCUCUCGUCUGGUUUACCGGAUAUAGAAAUUCCAAAAUGUAGUUUAAGUGAUUUUAUUUUUGAAAAUUUUCAUAAAUGGGAAACCAGAAUUGCAAGUGAAUGUGCUGUUACUGGAAGAAAGUACACUUUUGGGCAAGUUAGAACAAAAUCGAAAAAUUUUGGAGACGCCCUUAGAAAAAAAUUCAACUUGGAAAAAGAAGACAAAAUAGCGAUAUUGCUACCAAAUAUACCUGAAUUUAAUAUUGUAUCCUUAGGAGCCUUAACAGCUGGAUUGAUAAGUACAACUAUCAAUCCUCUGUAUACGCCAGAUGAAAUAUCUCGACAACUCAUUGAUUCAUCUGCAAAAGUUAUUGUAACUUUGAACGAACUCUGGCCGUUGGCAAAUGCAGCUGCAAAAUUAACAAAACAAAACAUUCCAAUAAUUACUGUCAAUUCACAGCAAGGACAAAGUACUCCAACAGGUGCGGCAAAUUUUGUCGAAUUUACAGAUACCAGAUUGGAUUUACCAAACGUUGACAUAUCUUUCGAUGAUGUUUCAUUUUUGCCAUAUUCUAGUGGAACGACUGGUUUACCAAAAGGUGUACAGCUGACGCAUCACAAUAUAAUAUCAAAUAUCAGUCAGUUAAUGCAUCCUGAUGUACUUGCGACCAGAGAAGCAACAAUCGACCAUCAAGAUGUCAUAAGUGCAGUAUUACCACUGUUUCACAUUUAUGGAUUAGUAGUCUUAAGUCUGUUCCAUAUGAGGAUCGGUGCCAAAAUAGUAACUUUACCAAAAUUCACACCAGAAUCAUACAUUAAUAGUUUAAGAAAUUAUCGACCUAAUGUAUUGUACGUCGCACCCCCAAUUGCGUUAUUCAUAUCGAAUAUGCCCACUAUUACAUCAGAAGAUCUACAAAGCGUUAGAGCUAUAGUCAAUGGCGCUGCUUCUUUGGGUCAUUUAGAUGCUGUUAAAUUAGAAAAUAAAUCAAAGAACAAUAUGAUGGUUUUACAAGGAUAUGGUUUAACCGAAACGUCGCCAGCAGUUCUUACAACACGUCCGCGCAACUAUAAAUUAGAAUGUUCCAAAGGAUCUAUUGGUUUACCUUUACCAAAUACAAAAGUUAAAGUAAUCAAUCCUGAAGAUCCCAAAGGAACUCCUCUAGGUCCAAAUCAAUGUGGAGAGCUCUUAGUUCGAGGUCCUCAAGUGAUGAAGGGGUAUUAUAAUAGACCAGAAGAAAAUAUAUUUUUAGAUGGGUGGUUGAGAACUGGUGACAUGAUGUAUUACAAUAAAGAAGGCUUUUUAUUUAUUACUGACAGAUUAAAGGAAUUAAUCAAAGUUAAGGGAUUCCAGGUAGCACCAGCAGAGCUGGAAGAAAUAAUUCGCGAUUUCCCAGAUGUAAUGGAUGCAGCUGUAAUCGGUAUUCCCCAUGAAACUGAUGGAGAAGCUCCAAGAGCUUAUAUAGUUACAAAACCGAACUCCAAAAUAGACAUAAACAAACUUCAGGAGCAUGUUAAACGACAGGUAGCUCCUUAUAAACAAUUGAAAGGGGGCGUAGCAUUGGUAGAAAGUAUUCCAAAAAAUGCGAGUGGUAAAAUUUUAAGACGACAAUUAAAAAUGCAAUUUGAGAAAGAGCGCAAAUGAAAGAGUUGAUCGUUCUUAUAUUUGUUUAUGUCCUUUUUUUUAUUUUUGAGUGAUGGUUUUACUUGAUAUGUAUAUAUAUAUAUAUAUUUGUUUUUUUUAUACGUAUAAUUAUUUUUUUAAUAAAUAUAAAAAAACUAAUAAG
Molecule: messenger RNA, 1926 nt
Organism: Diorhabda sublineata
Lineage: Eukaryota; Metazoa; Arthropoda; Insecta; Coleoptera; Chrysomelidae
Exons: 8
Coding region: 63-1784 (573 amino acids)
Biological process (GO): fatty-acyl-CoA biosynthetic process; long-chain fatty acid metabolic process
Cellular component (GO): mitochondrion
Molecular function (GO): long-chain fatty acid-CoA ligase activity
Source: RefSeq, a predicted model, not a curated record